Messenger RNA from Haliaeetus leucocephalus (bald eagle), 1401 nucleotides. It is a transcript of the gene AKAP5, whose product is annotated as A kinase (PRKA) anchor protein 5. The transcript has a single exon. The record is from RefSeq and is a predicted model, not a curated record. Gene Ontology annotation, biological process: positive regulation of adenylate cyclase activity. Gene Ontology annotation, cellular component: excitatory synapse; postsynaptic density; dendritic spine. The coding region runs from base 1 to 1401 and encodes 466 amino acids. NCBI's taxonomy places the organism in Eukaryota, Metazoa, Chordata, Aves, Accipitriformes, Accipitridae. Gene Ontology annotation, molecular function: adenylate cyclase binding; molecular adaptor activity; protein kinase A regulatory subunit binding.
AUGGUGAAGGCAGCUAAGGAAAUUCAAAUGGAGAGCCCAAGAGAGGCAGAGACUCACAGCACAGGGGCAGCGUGCUCCCCCUCGGAGGAACAGGCAGAAAAACCCUCCAUGCUCUGUUUUAAGAAGCGGAAGAAGUCCUGUAAUAAGGGGCUGACCGAGAAGGAUGCGUGCGAAGGAGCCUCAGAGGAGAAAAGCCAAUGCAUCAGCGCUGACCAAGGGGAGGCGAAAGUUCCUACUCAAUCGCGAUCCUCCAAAGGAGCCUGGGCAGCCAUCAAAAACCUCGCAAGACCUCGGAGAAGGCAGAAAUCCUCCUCGCGGAAGAAGGUGCCCUCCGAUUCCCAAGUGCAGCUGGAGAUGGAUGCUGAGGAUGGCUGUGCGCAAGGCUUCCCGAAGAAACGGGCGAGCUCUGGGGUGAAGAUGCCCUGUGUACGGUUCUCCAGAGGCAAGAAAAAACCCAGCCCCUCUGAAGCGGUGGAGGAGUCGGAGGACAGUGUUCAAGCAAACGAAGUGAUGGGCAUUUUGAAUAAAGCUAUUGAAGAGCCGGAGGAUUUGGCCCCGACGGACAAGUCCGAAUCCUUCAGCCCCCCAGCCUCUGCGGAGGAGGACCAGGAUACGGCGAAGGAAUGCGCCAGCUCUGUUGGGAAGAGUGAGCCCUUGACAGAGCCCACACCUGAUGCAGAGGAACAUGCGGAGCACACCGCUCAGUCGGAGAUAACCGAUUCAGAGACAGUUAAUGAAACAGCCCAGGAAAAACUGCAGGAGGGGAGCCUACCCCAAACCACAGUCCAUGUGGAAGGCGGGGAGGUUGCUCCCGAAGCGCCCGUUUCCAAGGAUCAACCCGACAGCUCCCCUGAAACCACUGAGCUGCAGGAAAUCCCUAAUACCUGCCAAGAGCUGCCUGAAGGGGAUGAAUCAGAAAAGAGCAUAAAUCUUCCUGAGGAGCUCAAAGCCGAAGAGGCUGUAAAGGAUUUCAGUCAGUCGGCGUUUAAAGAUGAUGCAGCGAGCAUGCAGGGCUGCUCCAGCCACCAGGUGACAUUAGAAGCACCCGUGGGCGCUGGCGUCAGCAUCGUCAUCACCGUCACCGAAGCUGAGGACUCUGACAACACCGACUCUGACCAGGCCUACGAGCCGUCCCCGGUUUUGCACCGAAAUAAGCAAAGAGGGAGUAAAAAAUCAAGCGGGAGCUUUGAUUUUGGUAAAAAAGAGGGCUCCGAGGCUGGCGGCGGUCCCCAGGCAGAGGAGAAGGGUCCGGGCGACCAGGGGCACAGAACUGGGGAGCAGUACGAAUUGCUCCUCAUAGAAACCGCGUCUUCCCUCGUGAAGGCGGCCAUUCAGUCGUCCAUAGAGCAGCUGGUCAACGAAAUGGCCCUGGAACAGAAUAAACACAACAGUUUUCUGUGA